Messenger RNA from Iphiclides podalirius (scarce swallowtail), 246 nucleotides. The record is from the annotation of a GenBank genome assembly. NCBI's taxonomy places the organism in Eukaryota, Metazoa, Arthropoda, Insecta, Lepidoptera, Papilionidae.
AUGUUCGGAGAUGUUAAUAUAUCUGCGAUUUUGGAUUCUCUCAGCGUAAGCUACGACAAACGAGUGAGGCCUAACUAUGGAGGUCCGCCAGUGGAGGUGGGCGUCACCAUGUAUGUGCUCUCUAUCAGCUCCGUCUCCGAAGUGCUCAUGGUACUCGCCACUGUCAGCUCACGCUUGUCUCGGUCGCCGCGGCCCCAGCCGCUGCGACCGAGCAGCCCCAGACACGAGGCUGCGAGCAUGCCGGCG